AUGGCCGACGGAAGAAAUCCCCGACGUCGCCUGCCGCGUAAUUUUCGCGAUAGAGUUGAUUUGUUGAAUAAUUUGAAUGAUAAUGAAGUAAAAGUGAAGUACAGACUAUCCAGGCAGCAAAUAAUAGAUUUGCACGACCUCAUUGAGGACGACAUAAAACCAAGAACAAUGCGAAGUCAUGCCAUUCAAGCGAUGACAAAGCUCCUCAUAACACUGCAGUUCUUGGCGAAAGGUGAAUUCUAUAGUGAGGGUGGACUUGUACAUGGCGUCUCCAGAAGCACUGUAUGUGUAUCUGUUUGGCAAGUUGUAGACGCAAUUAACCAGCGUGUCAACAACAUCAAGUUCCCUACCACCCAGGCUGACCUGGCAUCUAUUAAACAAAAGUUUUAUCAGGUAGCAAGAAUGCCAAAUUGCAUCGGAGCUGUAGAUGGAACAUUAAUCCCCAUCAUAGCGCCAAGAGUGAGGGAAGAUAUAUAUGUGUGUAGAAAAGGAUACCAUGCAAUAAACGUGCAGGCAGUAGUGACACCCGAUAUGAGAUUCACUGAUGUGGUCGCUCAGUGGCCGGGGUCUACACAUGACAACACCAUAUUUGAGAACUGUGGCCUGAAGGCAUGGGUCGAGGCAAAUAAUGUUGGUUGGCUGAUUGGUGACGCGGGUUAUGCCCUGAAACCUUACAUGCUGACACCAAAGAUCCGGCCUACGACCCAACAGGAAAAUGCAUUCAACUUGGCACACAGCCGUACCAGAAUGGUAGUUGAAAGAGCGUUUGGUUUGUUGAAGUCGAGAUUUCGAUGUCUUCAUAAGACUGGAGGAUUCCUCCAAAUCACACCUGAGAAGGCAGCCAAAGUCUUUGUUGUUUGUGCUAAACUGCACAACAUGUGUAUAGAUGAUGCUGUCGUGUUUGAUGGACAAAUCAAUGUUGCCCCUGACAAUGCACCACCUUACAUUGGAGCACUUGACCCAAAUGCGCAGAGGGACAGAAGAGCUAUUAUUGCAAGAUUUUGA
Mya arenaria is the source of this 1005-nucleotide messenger RNA. Its product is annotated as putative nuclease HARBI1. The transcript has 6 exons. The record is from RefSeq and is a predicted model, not a curated record. The coding region runs from base 1 to 1005 and encodes 334 amino acids. NCBI's taxonomy places the organism in Eukaryota, Metazoa, Mollusca, Bivalvia, Myida, Myidae.